This is a messenger RNA of Tribolium madens (black flour beetle), 1487 nucleotides long. RefSeq names its product DDB1- and CUL4-associated factor 13. Gene Ontology annotation, biological process: maturation of SSU-rRNA from tricistronic rRNA transcript (SSU-rRNA, 5.8S rRNA, LSU-rRNA). The record is from RefSeq and is a predicted model, not a curated record. The coding region runs from base 103 to 1440 and encodes 445 amino acids. The transcript is spliced from 4 exons. Lineage: Eukaryota; Metazoa; Arthropoda; Insecta; Coleoptera; Tenebrionidae. Gene Ontology annotation, cellular component: small-subunit processome; nucleolus. Gene Ontology annotation, molecular function: protein binding.
GGCGCGUGUGUGUCUACGAAUUUUUAGGUUAUGUAGUUCUGUGGUUAUACAUACAUACAACAAGAAUCGACUAAAAACUUCUUAUUCUAUUCUUUACAAGAAAUGAAGGUAAAAGUGAUUAGUAGAAACCCAGACGAUUAUCUCAGAGAGACAAAACAUGAUAUUCAUAAAGUUCCUCGUAAUUACGAUCCUGCUUUGCACCCCUUUGAAGCAGCCCGCGAAUACACCCGAGCUGUAAAUGCCGUCAAACUAGAAAAAGUUUUUGCUAAACCUUUUGUCGGCAAUUUAGACGGACACAGAGAUGGUGUUUCCUGCAUCUCCAAACAUCCUAAGAGACUUUCUGUUUUGAUCAGCGGUUCUUAUGAUGGGGAAAUACGAGUCUGGGAUUUACCCCAAAAGUUGUGCAUCCGCGAAUUUGUAGCUCAUGAGGGCAUUGUGAGAGGUAUCUCUUAUAAUCCAUCAGGAGAUCAUUUUAUAACUCUUGGUGAUGAUAAAACUAUCAAAACUUGGAAAUCUAAAGCUCCGGAUGUUGGAGAAGAUGAAGAACCCGUUAAUACUGUCAUUAGCAAGACAAUUUUAACGGGAAUUACUCAUCAUAUAAGUAGUCACGUUUUUGCAACUUGUGGGGAGGUGUGUCAGAUUUGGGAGGAAACCAGAAAUGAACCUGUUAAAACCUUUGAGUGGGGGAUUGAUAGUUUACAUGAUAUCGCUUUUAAUCCAAUAGAAACUAACAUAAUAGCGUCGUGUGCAAGUGAUAGGAGUAUCAUUUUAUAUGAUACAAGGGAUAGUGAGCCUUUGAGAAAAGUUGUUAUGAAGUUGAGAACUAAUAAAAUUUGCUGGAAUCCAAUGGAAGCUUUUAUUUUCACAGGAGCUAAUGAGGACUACAACUUGUAUACUUUCGAUACCAGAAAUUUAAAUCGGCCUGUGAAUGUCCAUAUGGAUCAUGUUGGGGCUGUAACCAGUAUAGAUUAUGCCCCCACUGGUAGAGAAUUUGUUAGUGGAAGCUAUGAUAAAACAGUCAGGAUAUUUGAAACAAACAAAGGCCAUUCCAGGGAAAUCUACCACACAAAACGCAUACAACGUCUUACUUGUGUACAAUGGACCCUUGAUAACAAAUAUAUCUUAAGUGGAUCAGAUGAAAUGAAUAUUAGGAUAUGGAAAGCAAGAGCAUCUGAGAAGUUAGGACCACUCAAACCUAGAGAAAGAGCUGCUCUCAAUUACAGUGAAGCUCUCAAAGAAAAGUAUGCAACACAUCCAAAAGUACGAAGAAUAGCACGACAUAGACAUGUCCCUAAACACAUUUAUAACGCACAAAAUGAACUUAGGACAAUUAAAGAGAAGGGUAAAAGGAAAGAAGCUAACAGAAGGGCUCAUUCUAAACCUGGGGAGGUGCCUUAUGAGCCAGAAAGAAAGAAACAUGUCCUUAAGGAAGAUAAAUAAUAAACUUUUUGUAAUUCGUUAUUCUAAAUAAAGAUUUCGUAAUAUUA